Molecule: messenger RNA, 2473 nt
Organism: Setaria italica (foxtail millet)
Lineage: Eukaryota; Viridiplantae; Streptophyta; Magnoliopsida; Poales; Poaceae
Product: pentatricopeptide repeat-containing protein At1g09900
Exons: 1
Coding region: 108-2024 (638 amino acids)
Molecular function (GO): protein binding
Source: RefSeq, a predicted model, not a curated record
GUUGCAGCUCAAGGUCCCCCAAAACCAAAAACCAGAAAUCCACUAUCUGCUAGCUUUGCCCCCGUCACCAGCAUCCUCGCAUUCCAUUCGACAAUCCCAAAUCGCCAAUGGUCACCUCGUCGCUCCCGCCGCCCACCAUCCCGGGCUCCAAGCCUCCCCCCAAGCUCAGGCCCGCCGUGCUCGCCGCCUCCGCCCCCACCGCGACGACAUCCACCGACGCGGCCGCCGGCGGCCGCCUCUCCGCGCUCAUCCGCUCGCUCUGCGCCGCGGGCCGCACCGCGGAGGCCGCGCGGGCGCUGUCCGCUGCGGGGGACGGCGCGGGCAUCGUCGCCUACAACGCCAUGGUGGCGGGCUACUGCCGCGCGGGCCAGCUCCCCGCCGCGCGCCGCCUCGCCGCGGCCGUGCCCGUCCCGCCCAACGCCUACACCUACUUCCCCAUCGUGCGCGCCCUCUGCGCGCGGGGCCGGAUCGCCGACGCGCUCGCGGUGCUCGACGAGAUGCCCCGCCGCGGAUGCGCGCCCAUCCCGCCCAUGUACCACGUCAUCCUCGAGGCCGCCUGCAGGGGCGGCGGGUUCCGGAGCGCCGUCCGGGUCCUCGGGUCGCUCCACCAGAGGGGGUGCACGCUGGACGUCGGCAACUUCAACCUCGUCCUCAACGCCAUCUGCGACCAGGGGUCCGUCGACGAGGCCGUGCGGCUGCUGCGGGACCUGCCGUCCUUCGGGUGCCAGCCGGACGUGGUGAGCUACAACGCCGUGCUCAAGGGCCUGUGCAUGGCCAAGCGCUGGGGCGAGGUGGAGGAGCUCAUGGAGGAGAUGGUGAAGGUCGACUGCCCGCCUAACAUCGUCACAUUCAACACACUGAUUGGGUACUUGUGCCGGAACGGGCUUUUCGAGCGGGUGCACGAGGUGCUCGCGCAAAUGGCAGACCACGGAUGCACGCCGGACAUCAGAAUGUACGCGACCAUCAUCGAUGGGAUCUGCAAGGAGGGGCAUCUUGAGGUUGCUCAUGAGAUUUUGAGCAGGAUGCCAUCAUACGGGCUGAAGCCCAACGUGGUUUGCUACAACACCGUGCUGAAGGGAUUGUGUAGUGCCGAGCGGUGGGAGGAAGCUGAGGAGUUGCUGGCAGAUAUGUUUGACAAGGAUUGCCCGCUUGACGAUGUCACAUUCAACAUACUCGUUGAUUUCUUCUGCCGGAAUGGGCUGGUUGACAGGGUGAUCGAACUUCUUGAGCAGAUGUUGGAGCACGGAUGCAUGCCGGACGUCAUCACAUACACUACGGUGAUCAAUGGCUUCUGCAAAGAAGGGCUUAUCGACGAAGCUGUCAUGUUGUUGAAAAGUAUGGCAGCCUGCGGAUGCAAGCCGAAUACCAUAAGCUAUACUAUUGUGCUGAAAGGUUUGUGCAGCGCGGAACGAUGGGUGGAUGCUGAGGAGCUGAUGGCUCAAAUGAUUCAGCAAGGUUGUCCUCCAAAUCCUUUUACGUUCAAUACGCUCAUCAAUUUCUUGUGUAAAAAGGGAAUGGUUGAGCAGGCCAUUGAACUUCUUAAGCAGAUGCUAGUGAAUGGUUGCAGUCCCGACCUGAUUAGUUACAGCACAGUGAUUGAUGGGCUUGGCAAGGCUGGCAAGACGGAUGAAGCACUGGAGCUGUUAAAUGUGAUGGUCAACAAAGGGAUGAGUCCAAACACAAUCAUUUAUUCAUCAAUAGCUUGCGCCCUCUCAAGAGAAGGUAGAAUUAACAAGGUUAUUCAGAUGAUUGACAGCAUCCAAGAUGCCACAAUAAGAUCCGAUCCAGUGCUCUACAAUGCAGUUAUUUCUUCGCUCUGCAAAAGAGGGGAAACAGAUCGUGCUAUUGAAUUUUUGGCUUAUAUGGUGUCCUGUGGAUGCAUGCCCAACGAAUCAACCUAUACUAUACUUAUUCGAGGCUUAGCAAGUGAGGGAUUUGUAAAGGAGGCACAGGAGAUGCUCAGUGAGUUGUGCUCCAGAGGUGCUCUAAGAAAGCAAUUGAUGAAGCAUUUUGGUAUUGAGUAAAGUAUAAACCACUAGUUAUUACUGCCAAAUGCUGGUAUCGUCAGGAAAUCAGUUUCUUGUUAGCCUGAAGGUGGCAUCCACAGUAUUUUAUCCUGAAUCUUCAAAUUGCAGUGGCUGGGUAUGAUGUAUCAUGCUCUACAAGUGCAGUUCCUGAUGGGUGGACACAUAAGGUCAGGCUGAAAGACUGUCUCAAUGAUUCCUAAUUAGUAGCAGUUUGUGGCGUUAUUGAAGAUAUCAAGAAUACAAAGUUAUUCGAGCUUUUGGUUCCUUAGUAGAAGAUUUCAUCUGACAUAUCAAAUUUGACGAGAUUAGCAUUUUCGGUUAUUUCAGUAGAUGUUGAACAUCACACGGUUAACUGUUGUAUCAAGUGCCUUUCUUUAGGGAAAGGACUUUCAAAAUACUAAUGAUGAGUCAAGUAUCUUGAGGGCUACUCCCUCUGAUCCAUGCUA